GAUGUUCCAGAAAGUACAAAAUUUACGCCAUGGCUUGAUUCUUCGUUUUGGGGAUUAGGGUUUGUAGAGCACAGAACAUCGGAAAUUCCUCCGUCUUUUCAAUUCGUAGGGUAAUCUUCACCGUCCAGCACGAUCGAUCGAGAAUGGGAGGUCACGGAGGUCUCAACAUUCUUCCUCAGAAGAGUUGGAACGUUUACAAUUACGAGAACCGAGAGAAAGUCCGUCGCGACGAGGAGCAAGCCGCCAGGGAGGAGCAGCUGAAGCGCGAGCAGGCCCGAAAACGUGACUCCGAGUUCCGCCUCGAGCGCCUCCGCGCCGCCAAAGGUUUGGAGCCGUUGAUUCCACCGCCUCCGUCCGAACCCGAGCCUUCUUCCGACCCUGGCCACAUCAACCUCUUCGAAGGGAUCAAGAUUUUCGACCCCAUUCGGGAGGAAGGCCCACCGGCGAAGAAGAAGAAGAAGGAGAAGGAGGCACGGCCCGCUGUUGUUGUGGGCCCGGAGGAUGAGAAGUACAGGCUUGGGUAUGGGCUUGCGGGGAAGGGGGUUCAGUUGCCGUGGUAUGUGAGGAAACCUAGUGAUGAUGGUGCUAAGGAUGAAAGGGAUGACGGUGAAAGGAGAGAGAGUAAGGGUCAGAAGAAGAGGAAGACGAUCGAGGAAUUGAGGGAAGAGAGGUUGAAGAGGGAGAGAAAGGAGAAGGAGAGAGAGAGGGCUUUGAGAGGGGAGAAGGUGCAGAGUCGCAGAGAUGUUUCUGGAAGUAGGAGGAGGUUCUCCAGAUGAACAUUAAUUUUUGUGUUUUGCAUUAGAGUUUUUUUUUUUUUUUGUGUCAAUUUCUUUUGAUUUCUGAAGUUUGAGAUGGAGCUGGAAGUUAUGUAUGUUUGAUUCAGUAGUCUUGUACAAGGGAAUAUAGGUUUGUAUAAUUAAUCAAAGUGGUUGGGUUUUCUUUCAUGAGCUUAUACAUACAUACGCCAAUUCUUCCUUUGUUAAGAAAAUUGUAAUUAGCUGGAAGUCUGUCUCUGCUAUGAUUUUUAUUUCGAUUGUAUCUAUGGAGAUUAGGAAGCUAAUCCUUCAGAAUGUGUGAAGGCACUCUUACAGAUUCUGGUUUGUUUCUCAGACUGCAAGUUUAGGCAGAUCUGCUUUUGUAUAUUUUGCAUUUUGUUUUUCUCAUUUCCAGUGUACUGUAUGUUUAGCCAUGUAUAUUUGUCUUUUUGAGUUUGA
This is a messenger RNA of Cajanus cajan (pigeon pea), 1214 nucleotides long. RefSeq names its product leukocyte receptor cluster-like protein. The record is from RefSeq and is a predicted model, not a curated record. Lineage: Eukaryota; Viridiplantae; Streptophyta; Magnoliopsida; Fabales; Fabaceae.